CGACCACCCCUCUUUCAUCCUGUCUCAUAACCUCAAAAAGUCUUUAUCCAUCGGAAUCACUACAAUACCCGCAGAAUGACUGUGACUGAAUCACCUUUUACCAUUGACAACCUUCCGUAUGGGGUGAUUUCCACCCCCGAAAAGCCAACUCCGAGAUGUGCCACGGCUUUGGAAGAAGACGCCAUCGACCUGAGUGCACUCGAAAGAGAUGGAUACUUUAAGUCCAUUCCAGGGUUCGAAGGCGAGGUCUUUUCCAUGCCAACCCUAAACACGUUCGCCUCUCUCCCCAAAGAAACGCACGUCCAGACCAGAGCAGCGCUUCUCGACCUCCUUUCGGACAAUGAUAUUCGCAAGGCCUAUGCCAUUCCACUGUCGAAAGUGCAAAACCACCUUCCGAUGGAAACGAAGAACUUCAGCGACUUUUACUGCUCGCUCGAGCACACUAGAAAUUGCUCUGAGCUCUUCUCCCUCAAACCCCCACCUUCAUGGUUCGUCAUCCCCUCCGUUUACAACGGGAGGCAGAGCAGUCUCCGUAUUUCCGGAACUCCAAUCCGUCGACCCUGGGGUGUGACAAUCGAUCCUAACAGACCAAAUGACCCUCCUGCCUUCAGACCCAGUUCACGCUUCGACUUUGAGCUGGAAAUGGGAGUUUAUCUAUCUCAUCCUCUUCCCCCUGGAGAGAUUCUCGACAUUAACAACGCAAAAGACCACAUAUUCGGCCUAGUGAUACUAAAUGACUGGUCUGCAAGGGAUAUCCAAUCGUUUGAGAUGGCGCCGCUGGGGCCAUUCCACAGCAAGGGAUCUGGAACAAGCAUUUCGCCGUGGAUUAUACCUAUUGAGGCAUUGGAGGGAUCACUCUGCCAUGCUAGGCCGCAGGAUCCCGCCCCGUUGAGACAUUUGGCCUGGAAGGGCGAGGAAGAUGAGGCUACGUUUGAUAUUGAGUUGACUGCGAGGGUCAUUCGGAAGGGUAAAUCAUACACAGUUACGGAAACGAAUCUAAAGGAACUCUACUGGACACCAUUCCAGCAGAUUACUCACCUUUGUAGUGCCGGCGAGGGCCUCUCGACAGGUGAUAUUUUUGGAACCGGCACCAUAACCAGUGAUCGUACCAACGACCAAGGCGAGCAAAUCGGAGUUGCUUGUCUUCUCGAACGGGGUCUGGAAAGGAAUAUUCUCUCUGAAGCCAGCAAGGAUGGUCUGCAGUUUCUAGAAGACGGGGACGAGGUGGUCAUGGAAGGAUGGUGCGUCAACCACCUCACUGGGGGAAAAUUCGGCUUUGGGGAAUGUCGUGCCAUGAUUCUUCCUGCUUUGGCUGAGGGAUCGUGGGAGUGAUGUCGCUUCACAAGUACCCACCGCGCGAUUGUAUUGCUGCAUGAAUACCAUGAACUAGUAUGGAGUACGGAGUACUCCAUACUAGUUCAUGACAUCUGCCUACAUCAAGAUAUAAAUUGUCUACGGGAAUCCACACAAAGCCACAUGACCCCCUCAACCAAUC
Molecule: messenger RNA, 1495 nt
Organism: Aspergillus ibericus CBS 121593
Lineage: Eukaryota; Fungi; Ascomycota; Eurotiomycetes; Eurotiales; Aspergillaceae
Product: 2-hydroxyhepta-2,4-diene-1,7-dioate isomerase
Exons: 5
Coding region: 76-1332 (418 amino acids)
Biological process (GO): L-tyrosine catabolic process; homogentisate catabolic process; L-phenylalanine catabolic process
Molecular function (GO): fumarylacetoacetase activity
Source: RefSeq, a predicted model, not a curated record